UUAUUUUCGUUUCGCACGUGCAAAAACUUUUAUCAAAAUUUUGAUUCAAACUCGAAAAUUUUAUCAAAAUCUUCUCACUUUUGAGUUUUUUAGAUAUGUCAAAGUAUUCUGUGUGGUAGAAACUCAUCCUAGAAUCCUAGUAUCUGAAUACCUCAACAUGGAAACUUCCAAUGAAUUGCAGUUCCACAAGAUGGGCUUGGAUGAUCGCAUUAUUAAAGCGAUUGCCAAAUUAGGAUGGGAAAAUCCUACAGCUAUUCAAGAAAAAGCCAUACCUUUGUUAUUGGAAGGCAAAGGUGUAUUGAUGAGAGGACGGACCGGAUCUGGAAAAACUGGAGCUUUUGCCAUUCCGGUAAUCCAAAAAGUACUAUUGUCUAAUGCGACGAACGGUAAAAAAGGCACCAGAGCCAUGAUUUUAGCACCCAGCAAAGAACUUUGCAAUCAGAUUUUUUCAAAUAUCAAAGAGUUGACUUGUAAAUGUUCCGAUGAAGUAUCAUGUGUUGAUAUAUCAGCUCCGGUCGAUCUCAGUGUUCAAAAACCCUUACUAGUAGAUCAGCCCAAUAUAAUUGUCGCCACACCAUCCAGAGCUGUAUUACACCUAGAAGCUCACAAUUUAUCCGUAAAAAACACGCUUGAAAUGUUGAUCAUCGAUGAAGCCGAUCUUAUGUUUUCUGUUGGCCACGAGAACGUCGUUGAUAAAGUUUUAAGUCAUCUGCCUAAAGUUUAUCAAGCAGUAUUGGCCAGCGCCACGUUGACAGAAGACGUAGUUUCUUUGAAAAAAUCUGUAUUACGUCACGCAGUGAUAUUAAAACUAGAGGAACCGAAUUUAGCACCUCUCACGCAGCUCACUCAUUUCUACGUGAAUGCCGAAGAGGAAGAAAAAGCUGUAAUAUUGUAUACUCUUCUGAAACUAUCUCUUCUAACUGGCAAAAGUAUAAUAUUCGUAAAUACGGUUGAUCGAUGCUAUAAACUGAAACUAUUUCUGGAACAGUUUGGAAUAUCGACUUGUGUAUUAAAUUCGGAAUUACCUGCUGCCUCGAGAUGCCAUUCAGUUUCCCAGUUCAACGACGAUGUUUAUAAGAUUAUUAUUGCUUCAGAUGAAAAAGCUUUAGAAGAAGAUUUUGGACAAUCAGUUAAUAAAACUGGCAAAAGGAAAAGAGAUAAAGAAUCAGGAGUUGCUCGAGGCAUAGAUUUUCAAUUCGUUUCCAACGUAGUUAAUUUUGAUUUUCCUUUAGACGCCUUUUCAUACGUUCAUAGAGCCGGUCGAACUGCCAGAGGAACGAAUAAAGGUAUUGUGCUUUCUUUCGUCAGCGUUAGAGAACAAUACCAAAAAGCUGACGUAGAAGAUUAUCUAAAAGAAUGCUUACGAGAAGAUUGUGAUAUUUUCCAAAAAUUCAAGUUCAGUUUGCAAGAAGUGGAUGGAUUCCGGUAUCGAGCUAAAGAUGCUUGGAAAGCUGUCACCAGAAUCGCUGUUCGAGAAGCUCGCUUGAAAGAAAUCAAACAGGAAAUCUUGAAUUCUAAAAAGUUAAAGAGAUACUUCGACGAAAAUCCCAGAGAUUUUCAGACACUGAGACACGACAAAGCUCUGCAUACUGUAAAAUUACAAGACCAUUUGACCGAUGUUCCAGAUUACAUAGUGCCACCGAGUUUAAAAAAUAUCGUCUCUAUCGUUAAUGAUUCGAAAAAGAAACCCGAAAAAGUGAAGUUUAAAACGGGCAGAAACAAAGCAUUCAAUAAAUACGUGGCAAAAAAGAAGAAUCCGUUAUUGAGUAUGGAGUUCAGUGGACUAGAAAGUAUUGAAGAUAAUGCUAAUGCAUAAAUGUGAAUUUUUAUUAAAUAUAUUUAAACGUUUGUUUUUUUA
This is a messenger RNA of Planococcus citri (citrus mealybug), 1858 nucleotides long. RefSeq names its product putative ATP-dependent RNA helicase DDX56 (gene Hlc). The transcript is spliced from 11 exons. The record is from RefSeq and is a predicted model, not a curated record. NCBI's taxonomy places the organism in Eukaryota, Metazoa, Arthropoda, Insecta, Hemiptera, Pseudococcidae. Bases 158 to 1816 code for a protein of 552 amino acids. Gene Ontology annotation, molecular function: nucleic acid binding; RNA helicase activity; ATP binding.